GCCGCCGCGGCAAAACACCCCGCAUGGGGAAAAGCCACCGGGCGUGAUAUUGACAAAAAUGCAUUAUGAGGAACCGGAGCGCCGCCGCGCGGCGAGUAUGUAUGAAACGAGCGCCCCUCACGUGUUUCCGCGAAGGGAGGAAGUGGAAGUUGCCCGCAUCCAGUUAAUGUCUGCCGUCGUCUGCCCCGCUUUGGACGAAGAAAAAAAAAACAAGAGUCGUGGAGAAUGGCAGACGGUGGAGUCGACGAGCUGUCGCAGCUCGAAUAUUUGUCUUUGGUGUCCAAGGUCUGCACGGAGCUCGACAACCAUCUGGGAAUAAGUGACAAAGAUUUAGCCGAAUUUGUCAUCAGCCUCGCCGAAAAACAACCGACCUUCGAUGGAUUCAAGGCUCUUUUGCUCCAAAAUGGGGCCGAAUUCACCGAUUCUCUCAUCAGCAAUUUGCUCAGGCUCAUUCAGACCAUGCGACCACCAUCCCAGGCCACUACAAGUAAAGCCUCUGAGACUUUGGUCAUGCCGAAGACAGAAAAGGAGAAGUUGAAGGAGAUGUUUCCUGCCCUAUGUAGACCAAAUGAUCCAGCACCAAAGAAACUACUAGAUGAAGAUGAUGUGAAAGUAGCAGCUGAUGCCAUGAAGGAGCUGGAGAUGUUUAUGCCCAGUGUCAGUGGGACAGACUCUAAAAGCAGCAAGAGCAGGCUAGAAAAGAGCAGACGCCACAGCCGAAGUCGCAGCAGAAGCAAAGAAAGAGACCGACACAGAGACCGAGACAGGGAUCGGGAGAGGGACAGGGACAGGAAGAGAAGACAUCGUUCUCGAUCCCGUUCCAGAUCCAGGUCUCGCUCCAGAGACCGUGAUCGACACAGAGAUAAAGACCGAGAUCGUGGCAAAAGAAGAGACAAAUCUUCCCGCUGGAGUGAUCGUUCACCUAGCCCCAGAAAAGACCAAGACAGAGACUCUGACCGCUGGAAGGACAAACAUGUGGACCGCCCUCCCCCAGAGGAGCCUUCUGUUGGAGACAUCUACAAUGGCAAAGUCACAAGCAUCAUGCAGUUUGGAUGCUUUGUUCAACUGGAGGGUUUAAGGAAACGAUGGGAGGGUUUGGUCCACAUCUCAGAGCUGCGUAGAGAGGGCCGUGUGGCCAAUGUGGCUGAUGUUGUCAGCAAAGGCCAAAGAGUCAAAGUCAAGGUGCUCUCAUUCACUGGCUCUAAGACCAGCCUCAGUAUGAAGGAUGUGGACCAGGAGACAGGAGAAGACCUGAACCCCAACAGGAGGAGGAACGUAGGCCCAGACGGAGGGGAGGAGAUCUCCCUGAGGAAUCCUGACCAGCCGAGCAACGUGAACCUGGGCCACGCCCCUGAGCUGGAGCAGGACGACACCCUGGAACGCAAGAGGCUCACUAAAAUCUCGGACCCAGAGAAGUGGGAGAUCAAACAGAUGAUAGCCGCCAAUGUGCUGUCCAAGGAAGAGUUCCCUGAUUUUGACGACGAGACUGGGAUUCUUCCUAAAGUUGAUGAUGAAGAGGAUGAAGACUUGGAAAUUGAGCUCGUUGAAGAGGAACCACCAUUCCUACGAGGACACACCAAACAAAGCAUGGACAUGAGCCCUGUCAAGAUUGUCAAGAAUCCAGAUGGCUCUCUGUCCCAGGCGGCCAUGAUGCAGAGUGCUCUGGCCAAGGAGAGACGAGAGCUGAAGCAGGCUGCACGCGAGGCAGAGAUGGACUCCAUCCCCAUGGGGCUGAAUAAACACUGGGUUGACCCGCUGCCAGAUGCUGAUGGCAGGCAGAUCGCAGCCAACAUGAGAGGCAUUGGUAUGAUGCCCAAUGACAUCCCAGAGUGGAAGAAACAUGCCUUUGGGGGCAACAAGGCCUCCUAUGGAAAGAAGACCCAGCUGUCAAUCCUGGAGCAGAGGGAGAGCCUGCCCAUCUACAAACUGAAGGAGCAGCUCAUUCAGGCUGUUCAUGACAACCAGAUCCUGAUUGUGAUUGGAGAGACCGGGUCUGGUAAGACAACACAGAUCACUCAGUAUCUGGCAGAGGCAGGUUACACCACCCGGGGGAAGAUUGGCUGUACGCAGCCUCGUCGUGUAGCCGCCAUGUCAGUGGCCAAGAGAGUGUCCGAGGAGUAUGGUUGUUGUCUAGGACAAGAGGUGGGUUACACCAUCCGUUUUGAGGACUGCACUAGCCCUGAGACGGUAAUCAAGUACAUGACGGACGGUAUGCUGCUGAGAGAGUGUUUGAUUGACUCCGAAUUAGGCCAGUACGCCAUUAUCAUGUUGGAUGAAGCUCACGAGAGGACAAUCCAUACUGAUGUUCUCUUUGGCCUGCUCAAGAAGACUGUACAGAAACGCACCGACAUGAAGCUGAUUGUAACAUCAGCUACACUGGACGCUGUGAAGUUCUCUCAGUAUUUCUAUGAAGCGCCCAUCUUCACCAUCCCAGGCAGAACAUAUCCAGUGGAGGUUCUUUACACCAAAGAGCCUGAGACAGACUACCUGGAUGCCAGUCUCAUCACUGUCAUGCAGAUCCACCUGACUGAACCUCCAGGUGACAUCCUGGUGUUUCUGACUGGACAGGAAGAGAUCGACACGGCCUGUGAGAUCCUGUAUGAGCGAAUGAAGUCACUGGGACCUGAUGUUCCUGAACUGAUUAUUCUGCCAGUGUAUUCAGCCCUGCCCAGUGAGAUGCAGACCAGGAUCUUUGAUCCCGCACCCCCAGGCAGCAGAAAGGUGGUCAUUGCGACAAACAUUGCAGAGACGUCUCUGACGAUCGAUGGGAUUUACUAUGUAGUAGACCCUGGCUUUGUCAAGCAAAAAGUCUACAACUCUAAGACUGGCAUUGACCAACUUGUGGUGACUCCCAUUUCACAGGCCCAGGCCAAGCAGAGGGCAGGUCGAGCCGGCAGAACGGGCCCAGGGAAGUGUUACAGGCUCUACACUGAGAGAGCCUACAGAGAUGAGAUGCUGACCACCAACGUGCCUGAGAUCCAGAGAACCAACUUGGCCAGCACUGUGCUGUCUCUGAAGGCAAUGGGCAUCAAUGACCUCCUGUCCUUUGACUUCAUGGAUGCUCCUCCCAUGGAGACUCUGAUCACAGCCAUGGAGCAGCUCUACACUCUGGGAGCUCUAGACGAUGAAGGAUUACUCACACGGCUGGGUAGACGGAUGGCUGAGUUCCCUCUGGAGCCCAUGCUGUGUAAGAUGUUGAUCAUGUCCGUCCAUCUGGGCUGCAGUGAAGAGAUGCUCACCAUCGUGUCAAUGCUGUCUGUGCAGAAUGUCUUCUACAGGCCUAAGGACAAGCAGGCCUUGGCUGACCAGAAGAAGGCAAAGUUUCACCAACCUGAAGGUGAUCACCUCACCUUGCUGGCUGUCUACAACUCCUGGAAGAACAACAAGUUCUCCAACCCCUGGUGUUAUGAGAACUUCAUCCAGGCUCGCUCCCUGCGCAGAGCCCAGGAUAUCCGCAAACAGAUGCUGGGCAUCAUGGACAGACAUAAACUAGAUGUGGUAUCUUGUGGAAAAGCCACAGUGCGAGUCCAGAAAGCCAUCUGCAGUGGUUUCUUCAGGAAUGCGGCCAAAAAGGACCCUCAAGAGGGCUACAGAACCCUCAUAGACCAGCAAGUUGUAUACAUUCACCCCUCCAGUGCUCUGUUCAACCGCCAGCCUGAGUGGGUUGUGUACCAUGAGUUGGUGCUAACUACCAAGGAAUAUAUGCGAGAGGUGACCACCAUCGACCCUCGCUGGCUGGUGGAGUUUUCUCCAGCCUUCUUCAAAGUGUCUGACCCCACACGCCUCAGCAAGCAGAAGAAACAGCAACGCCUCGAACCUCUGUACAACCGUUACGAGGAGCCCAACGCUUGGAGGAUCUCCCGUGCCUUCAGACGGCGCUGAUGGGGGUUGAGGUUACAAAUACCGAAGACCGGUGGAUUGUCCUGUUCCAGCACCGGGCGUGUGAUCAGACCCUGCUGAUUGAAGUUUGUACCAUCACAACUCGACUUAAAGCAGUGUAUUCACUCCUUUUAAAAUUUGUACACAUUGCACAUUUUCCCCCAGCAGUUACUACAUUAACCUACUACAUUAAUCUUCUGUGAGGAGAUUCUGCAAAACAAUGGACUGUCUAUUUUGACACUGUACAUUUUAACAGCACGUUAUGCAGAAAUCAGAACCUGAUUGAGUCGUAACGGGGCCUUUAUAUUUCACUAGUCAGUACUUUCUGGUCAGACCGUAAGGAUGGAAUGUAUAUGUUUGUUAGAUUUUGUACUAUAACUGGGACAACUUUCACUCACUCGUCUAUCUGAGACUGUUUUUUGCUACACUUACCACUGAAACUAUGAAAACGUGUCCUCAUUAAAUACAUUUUUUUGAAAGUCGGUCUGAUUUUGUUGUGAACUUUAAAUGGAUGGAAAGGUAUACACGGUGAUAUUUUACUGAGGGGAGGGAGAUUUUGGUUUUGUGGCUUCUUUUUUUUUUUUACCCAAGCCACACAAAAGUUUAACCAAAACCAAAAUGUUUGAAUGGGAUUAUUUCAAAUGUGACACACAAAAAAACCCCAACAACUGAUCAGAAUACUCUUUAAUCUGGAAAUAAUAGGUUUUAAUGUUAUAUCUAAGAAUGUAGUGGAAUAACAAAGGUCAAUUACUGGCUAUAUCAGUCAAAAAGAGCAACAUGUUGUAUUUGUCCUUGAAUGCUUCCCUUAAAAGCAAUACCCGUUUAACACGCUUGUCUUGUCUAAUCAAAUACCCACUCAGGACAUAGCAGAGGAAAAAAAGGGCCUUUGAUUACCAGGGAAGUGCCCCAUUCGGUGAAUUCAAAUCGAAAACUGCAACAUUAUGCCGCGUAUUUCCACUUGAACUUUUAACUCCAUUCAAAUCUAGCUAUACUAUUUUGUCAUUCAUUAGAAAAUCCUUCUUUUAUGUCAAAAUAGCUGUACAACAGUGAAAAAGUACUAUGAUACUUGCAUUUGAAAUUUUAUUCUAUUAAUGUGUUAUCAGUACAAUGCACCUGAAGUAUCAAAAAUAAAGGAAAAUU
Xiphias gladius (swordfish) is the source of this 5019-nucleotide messenger RNA. Its product is annotated as ATP-dependent RNA helicase DHX8. Gene Ontology annotation, cellular component: catalytic step 2 spliceosome; intracellular anatomical structure. NCBI's taxonomy places the organism in Eukaryota, Metazoa, Chordata, Actinopteri, Istiophoriformes, Xiphiidae. Gene Ontology annotation, molecular function: RNA binding; RNA helicase activity; ATP binding. Gene Ontology annotation, biological process: mRNA splicing, via spliceosome; spliceosomal complex disassembly. The record is from RefSeq and is a predicted model, not a curated record. Bases 226 to 3882 code for a protein of 1218 amino acids. The transcript is spliced from 23 exons.